AUGGAAGAAGGUGGAUUCAUAAGGAAGAGGAUUACUAGGUCAUCUCGUAAGAAAGUUGAUUACGUUGAAUCCGAUGAUACAGAAACUGAUGAUAAUUUGAAAAUAGUGAAAUUAUCUGAUCCUUCGGAUCAUGAAAUUAUAGAGAUCAAAAGUGAACAAGAAGAGGAAUAUGACGAUGAUGACAUGCCUUUAUCACAGACUAAGAAGAAGGUUUCAAAGAAAAAAAUUGUAAAGAAAAAAAAUACAAAAAAAUCAACGAAGCCAAAGAAACCAAAAUUAACUCCAUAUGAGAGAAAUACACUAAGAUUAUAUGAAUUUCAUCCUUAUUUAAAAGAUGUAUUUAUAGAUUUAAAAAAUGCUCCUCCUUACGUACCCCACAGAGCUGAACAACCUGAAGGAAUGUCUAUAAAAUUACUUCCUUUUCAGUUGGAAGGUCUUCAUUGGCUGGUGCAUCAAGAAGAUAAUUCUCUUUACAAUGGCGGUGUCCUCGCAGAUGAAAUGGGUAUGGGUAAAACUAUUCAAACCAUUGCUUUGUUAUUACAUAAUUUGCAGAACUCACCUUCUUUAGUUAUUGCUCCAACUGUUGCUUUAAUGCAAUGGAAAAACGAAAUCGAACAACAUACAAACGGCAAGUUAAAAGUUUAUAUAUUCCAUGGUGCAAAUAGGUCUUCUGAUUUGAAUGAUUUAAAAAAUUUCGAUGUAAUAUUGACUACUUAUACAGUCAUUGAAUCAGUAUUUAGGAAACAAACUUAUGGUUUUAGAAGAAAAGCAGGCCUAAUCAAAGAACGUUCAGUUCUGCAUAACAUCCCUUUUUAUAGAGUCAUUCUGGAUGAAGCACAUAAUAUUAAAGAUAGAACAAGUAAUACUUCAAGAGCUGUAAACGCCUUACAGACAAAGAAAAGAUGGUGUCUAUCGGGUACGCCGUUGCAAAAUAGAAUUGGUGAAAUGUAUUCAUUAAUACGGUUCCUUGAUAUAAAUCCAUUUACAAAAUAUUUCUGUACCAAAUGUGAAUGUAAUUCAAAAGAAUGGAAAUUCUCAGAUAAUAUGCACUGUGAUAAUUGUAAUCAUGUCAUAAUGCAACACACAAAUUUUUUUAACCAUUUCAUGUUGAAGAACAUACAAAAAUUUGGUGUUGAAGGUCCAGGGUUGGAAAGUUUUAACAAUAUUCAGACUCUAUUGAAAAAUAUCAUGUUAAGAAGAACAAAAGUAGAGAGAGCUGACGAUUUAGGUUUACCUCCAAGAAUUGUAACAGUAAGGAAAGAUUACUUCAAUGAAGAAGAAAAGGAUCUUUAUAGAAGUUUGUAUUCCGAUGUGAAAAGAAAAUAUAAUGCAUACGUUGAAGAUGGUGUCGUUUUAAAUAAUUAUGCAAACAUUUUCACUUUAAUUACAAGGAUGAGGCAGAUGGCAGAUCAUCCUGAUUUAGUUCUAAAAAGAUUGAAAUCUGCUACUGGACCAGACUUUUCUGGUGUUUAUAUUUGUCAACUUUGUAAUGAUGAAGCAGAAGAACCAAUUGAAUCAAAAUGUCACCAUCAGUUUUGCAGACUGUGUAUUAAGGAAUAUAUAGAAUCAUUUAUGGAAGAUUCGAAGAAUUUAACAUGUCCAGUAUGUCAUAUUGGAUUAAGUAUAGAUCUAUCGCAACCUUCUCUAGAGGUAGAUAUGGAGCAUUUCAAAAAGCAAAGCAUUGUCAGUAGAUUAAACAUGGGAGGUAAUUGGAAAUCAUCUACAAAAAUCGAGGCAUUGGUAGAGGAAUUAUAUAAACUCAGAAGUAAUGUCAGAACCAUAAAAUCGAUUGUAUUUUCUCAAUUCACUAGUAUGCUGGAUCUGGUCGAAUGGAGACUGAAAAGAGCAGGUUUCGAAACUGUUAAACUACAGGGUAGUAUGUCACCUACUCAAAGAGAUGAAACUAUUAAAUAUUUUAUGAAUAAUAUUAAUUGUGAGGUGUUUUUAGUAAGUCUAAAAGCUGGUGGUGUUGCAUUAAACUUAUGUGAAGCCUCUCAGGUAUUCAUACUAGAUCCGUGGUGGAAUCCAAGUGUAGAAUGGCAGAGUGGUGAUAGAGUUCAUAGAAUUGGUCAAUACAGGCCUGUUAAAAUUACUAGAUUUUGUAUUGAAGAUAGUAUUGAAUCAAGAAUUAUUGAAUUGCAAGAAAAGAAAGCAAAUAUGAUUCAUGCCACCAUUAAUCAGGAUGAAGCUGCGAUCAGUAGGUUGACUCCUGCAGACUUGCAGUUUUUAUUCAACAGUUAG
Molecule: messenger RNA, 2241 nt
Organism: Vanderwaltozyma polyspora DSM 70294
Lineage: Eukaryota; Fungi; Ascomycota; Saccharomycetes; Saccharomycetales; Saccharomycetaceae
Gene: RAD16
Product: DNA repair protein RAD16
Exons: 1
Coding region: 1-2241 (746 amino acids)
Molecular function (GO): metal ion binding; ATP binding; ATP-dependent chromatin remodeler activity
Source: RefSeq, a predicted model, not a curated record